AAACCGCGCUGGGAAGUGGCCCAGAUUACUGAGACUUUACAGAAUCAACUCCUAAACCGAUAUCCUGUACGGACGCUAAGCGCUUAAGACUUUUUAAUACUUCCUAGGGAUUUUCUUGAAAACCGUCGAGUUUUGCGAUUGACGCUGAUUUGUAAGAUCAUACCCUUCAGACGACGAUCGUGUUUUUCUAAACGAAUAAAAAGAUAAUUUCCCAGGUUACUUUGUUCAAGUGUGGUGUAGUGUUUAUUGAGACUGUGAUAGACUUGUGUGAUUUUUUUCGUGCUCAUCAAAUUCCUGUACACGACUACGAAAUAUUUAAGCCAAAGAAUUAUGAAAUUACAAUCAACAAACUGAAUACAGUCAAUAAAAUCUCUAUUACUUAAUCAACCUUACAAUGGAACGUUUAGAAUCCUUACAAGACCCGUCGUUGUGUCUUCAAGACCUCGUGACUGGUGUAACUACGUCUUCAGCCAAUUCAGACAUACACGGUCAUCAUCCUUUACACGACACCACCGUUUCCGUGAGCUCGGCUAUUUCCGGAAUAAUGAGCUGUACAUCAUCGUCAGUUCUCGGUCAUCACGUGACCUCUCAUGAAUCGCCGCAUCAUCCCGGAGUGGUACCUCAUACGCCAUCACUGCAUCACGAACCUCUGGAGAAGUUGAAACUUUGGGCUGAAACCGGAGAUUUCCGGGAUGCUCACAAUGGAAUGUCGGGAUCGACAAUGGACCAUCCACAACUGCCUUUUCCCGCUGCUGUCAGAACUAGAACAAGAGAACGAAAAGCUAGCAGAUCUUUAUCAGAUACGAUAAAGACAGAAACGGGCGUAGGCGUGGAAUCUUCUGAAGCUGAUGAUGGCAAAAACGAUAAAAAGAAUAAAAGACAAAGGCGACAAAGGACGCAUUUUACCAGUCAACAAUUGCAAGAACUGGAAGCAACUUUCGCAAGAAAUAGAUACCCCGAUAUGAGUACUAGAGAAGAGAUAGCCAUGUGGACAAAUCUUACUGAAGCUCGCGUUAGGGUAUGGUUCAAAAACCGUCGAGCAAAAUGGAGAAAACGUGAAAGAAACGCAAUGAAUGCCAUGAACGCAGCUGCGGAGUUCAAAACUGGUUUCGGUACUCAAUUCAACGGUCUUAUGCCAACAAUAAGCGACGAUAGUUUCUACUCCUACUCCACAUACAACAAUUGGGCAACUAAAGUACCGAGUCCUUUAGGAACUAAACCACCAUUUUGGCCGGUAGUUCCUACGAAUCAUCACCAAAGCCCUGUAAAUUGUUUUAACGCUGCAUCUUCCGUAACAGGAGCAACAAUGAGUGGCGCGGUCAGUAGCAUGCUUCCAGGCGCCAUGGGCACGGUGAUGACAUCAACGACUCCCGGAGCUGUGUCGGCGCAACCCUGUCCUUACACUACUCCCGCAAAUCCUUAUUCUAUGUAUCAUCACAGAAGUGCAGCUGAACCUUGCACAGCUAUGUCAUCUAGCAUAGCUUCGUUAAGACUAAAAGCUAAGCAACAUACUGGAUUUGUGGGGUAUUCUAGUGUAAGUCCUGUUCGAUCAUCGUCGACAGGUUUAUCUGCUUGUCAGUAUGCAGGUAGUGGGAUAGGUGUAGGGGAGAGGCAUGGCUGAGAGCAGGAGGUGGCCCUUGUGGCCCAACUCAAGCACGAAGACCAAGACGAUUGAAGUUACAGUGACCUACGGGCAUGGUAUUGAAGUUUUUAGUUAUUCUGGACGAUAUAAGCAAUAUUCAAUACAUUAAAAUGAAAAAUUAGCAAAUGCGGCACUUGAAAAAUCGUUAUUUGAAAUACUUUUCCACAAAAUUUAUGAAUUCUAACAUUUGGCUUUACGUUGCCAUUUUAGUGGGUGUACCAAAUGCCGUUUCACUCGAAUUUGAAAGUUAUGUUAUCAGUAUUUGCCGAUAUUAACUACUUUAAAUUAACGCAGUGAUUGAGACAGUAUCAACUGGUUAAGUGAGACUAUUUUUUCUAAGAUAGGUUCUACUUAAUAUCAUUUACAAUCAAAGGAAGAAUCAAAGUAGCAUAAUACAUAGUCGUCUGAAACGAUUUAUUUUGAUCUGGAAAAUAUAAUCGUGGACUUCAUCUUAGUUUGGUAAGAGCCAUUCCAAAGAAACUUAAUGUUAUGGUAAUCUAAGGUCACGACAGACCAGCGAAAAACAAUAUUAACGAGUUAGAUGCCAGGUAGUACUUGGAAAGCUCAAAAAGCCAAUACAACACGGUUCCGAUUGCAUUUGAUUGAAGUUCAGAAUGUUUAGAAGGUGUAAAAAUUUCAAGCCCAUUCCCGUUUUUUCGGAAAUAUUUAUUAUGAAAUAAGAAAAAUUAAAGGGUCACCGAAAUUUCGAAGUUUUGAUCAAAUUGUGUAAAUAUGUAAAAACUAUAGUUUGAUGUCAUGUGUAAAACAAUUGAAAUGAGAAAUUUUGAAAUCUUGAAAAACGCAUUCUUAGUUUAAUUUUCAACUUGAGUCUUCCAUAUGAAUAGCCUAAUUUGAAAAAAAAUCACUCACAAGUAAAUGAUAUGAAAUUUACAAUAGUACCUUGAAAGGAAUCCAGAGCUGGGUAAUGGAAAACAUUUUUUAUUAUAGUGUUUUAUUCCUUAUUAUGGAAUUAUCCACUUAUUUUGGUCAUAUACAUUGAUUAUAAAAUAAAAAUAGUGAUUUUUUGUCAUUAAAAUACAAAUUUAAAUUUUAUUAUGGAUUUUUUCCAUUAAAAAUUCUUUUUUUUUCAGAAAUUUUAGUGAACAAUUUCCAUAUAUUUCUUAUUCUAUUUAUUCAAAAAGCAUUUAUUAAUAAUUGAUCUCUUCAGCAAGCUCUUUGAGACCAUGGUAAAACCAUUCUUUGGACAAAAAAUUGUCGGACUGCAUUUUCAACAUCUUAUUUCGAUUCAAAUUUUUUUCCACGCAAUGUGUCCAUGGAUAAAUAGUAAUCUGAAGGUGCAAGAUCUGCACUAAAUGCUGGAUGUGGUAGGAGCUCAAUAUCUCCAAUUUCUUUGAUCUUAUUCCGCGUAACUUUCGCAGUAUGUGAUUUAGCAUUGUCUUGCUGCAAAAAACCCGCUUUCAGUUGACUAAACCUGGAUAUUCCUCCGGUAUAAUCUCGUACAUUCACUUUAGCUGUUUACUCCAUACCUUGACAUUGAUAGUUUGAUCAUCUGAAAUGAUUUAGAAGCACAAUAAACUUUCAAAAUUCCACCAGACAACAAUAAGACUUUCCGCUUGAAUCAACCUCUCUUUUUUGUCUUAGUACUGAUUUUACACCUUCGGGUUAUUUAGAUAAAUCCAUUUUUCAACACAAGUAACAAUGCGGCAAAUUAAACGAUCAUGUUUCGACAAGGCAAGGAGCUGUAUAGAGUAUACCUCUAUAUCUUUUUUAUGUAUAAAGCAAACACAAGAGGGUAAACCCUAUUACAUUUUAGUAGUUCGAGUGAUGCCUGCCGUGUGAAUAUUGAUAUUGAACUUCUGUAGACUAUAGUGUUUGUUAAAGACGUGCCCUGGUAGCUGAUUCCUCAAGCUCGCACUUCUCCAAAAAAAGGAUUCCCGAUAAAUUGAAAUUAUGGGCGUCUGCAGGCGAAAUCGGUGUUUAUGAGCUACGUCUGCCUGUCCAAUAGUACUCCCAAUACUGCUCUAGGUGGGUUUAUGUUACACAGCUUGGAAGAGUAUCUGCCGUGAUAGUAUCGGUAUUAGCGACAUUUUUUCUAUGCACUAAACUCUCAACUCUGGUUCACGAAUUGCUCUCUUCUGUAUUGAGUCGAGCAUCUUCAAGGUAUGCUUUUGAGCCGAAUUCCAAAUAUGCGAGCAAUAGUCCAAAGAUAUACGAAUUUAGGCCUUGUAGAGGUUUAGAAGCUGUUGUGGAGUAUAUAGCUUUUUGGUCUUCAAGAGGGGUUCAAGUUUUUGUGAAGCUGCUUCAGCUAAUCGGUCACAUGACUAUGCUAGGAAAUAUUGCCCUCAACCUCAACAUCCAACAGGACAGGACCAAAUUCGAAGUCUCUCAGUGCUAGCUUUCUUCGUAAAAACAACAGCCUCCUUCUUUGCAGCAAUAAACUCAAUCAGAUUGCUUCCACCUCACUCGAAAUGCUGUCUACGGAUUUGGGUGUUAGCUGAGUUUAUUUGAGCGGCUGAUUUAAAAUACGACACCAAUGUGCUACCGUCGGCGUAACUUUAGAUCGGGUUUGCAGUUUUGUCGAGUAGAUCGUUGAUGUACAAAAGAAAGAGAGUAGGUGAAUUCCUUGAGACACCAGCGUUGAGCUUAAACCUUUCUGAGGUGGUCCAUCGAUAGUGAUCCUGAUGGAUCGAUCUUUGAAAAUUAUUUUAGAGUACACUUAACAUUCAUAAUUACACCAACACACAACAAGACUUUCCCCUCUCUUUGCUGUGGGUUCUGAUAAUCUUCCUUUGUCUAACUAUUGAAUUUUCCCGUUUCAUCACAAGUAAAAAUACGCCAAUCGGAAGGUUGACGAUCUGUUUACAUACAUCUACUGACAUUUCGCAUGAAUCUCAGUUAAUUCGACAACUUUUGUAGAUAUUACAUAAUGAUUUUAAAUGGUGCUUCCCGCUUCUCUUGUAACCACAAUAUUCCACGCAGGUCACCUCCAUUAAAACGAUUAAACCAACGAUGUGUUGUUCGCUCAUAAGCUGUGUCUUUCCUUUCAAUUUUACAUAUUUUCCUUGCUGCCACGGCUGCUUGAACUUUUUAAACUAGUCUUAACAAGUUAAAAAAUGUUCGAAUCGAGGCAUAGGCAUUUUCAUAUAUGAAAUUAUCUAUGCGACAACUUCUGUAAUUAGCAUAAUUAUCAGCCAAUUUCAAUUAUUAAAUUUUCUAUUAAAUGUUAGGUUUUGUUACUUUAAUCUGGCAAUAACAAUGAGAGCAAAAAUAAUUCCUUUAAUAACUGCCGUUACAUCAAAACUACGCACAAUCCAAUUGUGAGCAUUGAUGGAGAGUAUCACAUUUAUUAGUGUUAUUUUGUUAUAAAGAAGAUAAUUUUUCUUUGGAUCUCCAUUUGAGGCAAUAAAACUAUCAAGAAACAAAAUAUUAUUAUCCUUUCAAGCUCUUCAGAUCGAUAACCCUGUAGUACUGAAUAUUUCACGACGCGACGUAAAGUGUUGGAAAGAGUGAAUAACUCCAAUAGAUAUUUCACGUGUUCAUAAUUCCAAUGUCAUUGUCAAAAUGAAAUCCUCCUCAUUUACUGUGGUUCAGCUAAUAGCAAAGUUUGGAUAAUCUUGGAAAACUGCGUAAGUACAAAAGCAUAUCUAUCAUUAUUGAAAUAUUUGGUAUCGUGUAAUGAAAAUAUGUGUGCUGAUUAACACUAACAGUUUAUGCUGACACUAUAACAGUUUACAUUGGCAGUGUCAGUACUCAUAAUAAAACUAUGCUUACUGCUCAAACUAACAAUUAUGAGGAAAUAGAUAUUUCCAUGAUGUACCAAUGAGCGGGAUGUUAUAGAAACUGUCAAGUUACACAUCCAAAUGUUGACUUUUACGUUCGAGCUUCGUCGACUAUAAUAUGCGGGUUCAAACUUGCUAUAUGGAAAUGUUUUUAUUAUUCUAUUUCUGGCGAAAUUUUAUUUUAGAUUAAAUUUGGUACACAAUGGAAAAUUGGUAGUUGAGUUGUCAAUCAUCUACAUUUGACACGAUAGCUGAAGGAAAGCAAAAUAUAGACUACUAUCAUUUUCGAUAUUAUCAAAAAAGUUCUUCUAGAAAAGUUAUUUUGAAUUAGAAACAGUAUUUAGAUUUGAUCUAUGAUUUCGUUUGUAGAAAAUGGUUCCGAUUUUUACUAGUUCUCCUACUAGGUCACAUAUUAGGAUUUACGUUCUUGAGUAACUAAUAACUUGACAAUUGCAGAAGAUGUAUAUCGUAAUUUCCUCCUCUAUUCCACAGAAACUACCUAGAAUCUUUGCGUUUCUUUCCUUACCUGCAAUAUAUCCCAAAAGAUUGAACCUCAUUAGUUUGAUCUGUAAACAGAAGCGUGUGUUCUUUGCACCCUUUUUUGCUCCUGCGAUCUUGCCUUUUUUGGAUCCAUCAGUGAGUGUCACCAUUUUGAGGCAAACUGACCUCGUUUUGAUCUGAAUAAUCCUCGUUAAGAAGCUUGACCUCAAAUUUCAUGACAACUAGGUACAUGCGUUGGAUCCUGUCGAGGGGUCUUAUAAAGAUUAUAUUUUAGGAAGGAAAUCCCUCUACGAAUUGCUAAAAAUGUAUUACUUUUGUAUGUUUAGACGUUUUAAAGCUUGAAACAAUUUGCGUUAUAAUAAUAUAGCAAUUAGCAAAGUAAAGAUUCGAUGACAACUCUCUUCCAUGGAGAAAACAGAAAAGUCAAGAAGAAUUAUUUAUUAUACUUUAUCCCGAAAAUCUCACAUGAAUGUUUCGAAAACACGAGAUCUAUAGACAAUAACAAAAACAAAAAAACAUACUAGAUAAGUAACACUGGACCAUGAAUCACAAAAAAAAUUUUAUCAGCGGUAAUUGAGAAUGAAGAGUAUAUGAAUAAGUAGAUACUCAAUUGUUCAGUUUUUUUUAUAUUGAGUUAUAUUGAGGAAAACGUUUAUGCUUGGAGACCAUAUAAAAAUAUCGAUAUAAAUGUUUUCAAAUUUAGAUUUCUGAUAUCUCAAAUGCUAGUUUCCCCAAUUUUUAUUAAGAAUAGAAUUGUUGACGGAUGGAUGUUAAACCAUUUUCUAUGUAUGGACUUAUUUAUGAAACCCUUUAUAUUUAUUUCCAAUGACUGUAUGCGUAGUGUAAUAUUUUAUUUAUUCAGAAAAUGACAUUGAAGGCAUAUCUUUUAUAUAACAUAAAAUUUUAGUAUUAAUAUACGUAGAAAACUACCCUGUUAAUAAAGUAUCAUUUAAUACUGAUCAAUCAUUUUUUAUAGAUUGACGUCGGUAAAGGAUUUUAUUAUGCCGUUAAAAGAUAUCUUUUCAAGAUUACAACAAUUUCUUAUCAACACAAAAAAUUGAUAAUCUAAUCAAAAAUGGAUUAUUUUUAUGUCUUUAUUGUAUUAUUUCUAAGAUAAUUUUCAAUUAAAGACCAAUUUAAAAGUUAUAAAAUACACUACAGAGAAUUUUUUUAAAUAAUCAUUUAUUAGUAAAUUUUGGAAAUCAGAAAUGAAUAGAUAUUUAAAUCUUCAAAGUCAAAUACUAUAUAAAAAGUUUUCAUUUUUAUUUAGUAUCAUAUUCUGCCUUAAUUACUACCCUUAUACUAAAUAUCGUAACAAUUAUUGAGAAAUCUAAAUAGUCAACAAAUUAUUGAAAACUUGACAAUGACUUGGAUUUUGCCUUGUUGAUAUUUGUGUUCAUGCUGUAGUUAAUAUUUUAGAAAAUUCUCUGAAAACACAGUACACAACAAAAAAUAUGUAUUCAGAUCACAUAAAUGCCAACCCAUCGUACUGUAGAUAGAUAAAAACAUUUUUAUUCAAUAAUUAUAAAUUUAUUUUAUUAUGGUAGAGUUGCUCAAAUAUUUUUUUUAUUUAAGAUAAUGCAAAAAGUUUGAAUGUUUUAUACAUCAAUAAUAAACAAACCAACUUCUUGCACUACCUUGAUCUAGUACAAAUAUAAAAAAUAACCAUUGUUAUUGUGCCAAAUGUUUUCAGAUUUAUCCAAAGACUUUAUUUUGAAUUGUUUAACGCAUUUUUAUUAUAUUGUAUAUUCGGCGGUCGAUAUUUAUGAAGUAUAUUAGCAUUUUAAUUCGAUUUUAACAUGUGGUUUAUUCAUAGAUUACACUUUCUGAAUAAAAUGCCCCUUUUUCAAGUCCCUGAUCUGUAAAAUAACCAAUAGAGAGAAGAAGUAGCAUGAGUUAAUACAUUUACUAAGAAUGGGUUACCCGUAUUAUCCAUUCGCAGUCACCUUGGUCGUCCUAGCCUAAGGGGAAUAUACAGAACUGGAUUAUCCUUCAGGCAUCGCCGGCUUCAAAGCAAAAUCUUCCACUACGUGAAAUCCUAGGAUUAUCUUCUUUGUGUUAAUAAGAGCUAGGCUAAUUCCAAUUUUCCUUCUCAAUUGCACAGUCUUGCCUGUCUGUGAUAACGAAAUUCCACGUGCCCUCCAAUCUUGACCAGGUUUUCGGCAAAUUAAUUGCUCCUGAGUCCCUUAUAUCAAGAAUCGAGAGUAGCUCUACUAUCUAGCUUUCCUAAAUUCGUGGCACAGUAAAUAUGAUGAAAAUCAGUUAAGACUUAAGCAAAUAUAUAUUUUACAAUUCUUUUUUGGUUGUUUUGCGAAAACUAUUCCCGCUUCUUAAUAGCAUGAAAAGUGAGAAAAACAUUAUUAAAAUCACUGGAUCCAGUGAUAGAGAUAUUAGAGGAGUGAAAAGUAAAAAACAUGUCAUGCGGAGAAGAGUAAGGGAAACUUUAUAACUGUUCAUGUACAGACCUCGAAGACCAAAAGCGUUGGUAACAGAAUGAGGUGAAUUUUACAAAGUUAAGCCAUGGUUUUCCAGUGAAUUUGAUGGAGCUUGCGGUUGCUAAAUGGAGAGGAAUUGAAAUUAUUGGUGCAUAUGGUUGGACUAAAUAAAUUGAAACAAUUCUUCAAGUCGUUACGCAUUCACUUUAUUAUUCUGGAGAGGUGAAACCCGGUCAUUUUUGAUUUCUAAUAUUCCCAGUUUAUUAUUCAUAUUUUACAAUAAAUCCCGGCUGUUAAGCUUUGAAGGGGUAGUUAAAACCUGAAAGAGGAGUAUAUAAUUUUGUUCAGAAAGAGUAAUAUGAUCAGAAAAACAUCAAUAUAAUCAAUAUAUUCCAUGAAGAUGGACCGCACAAUAGAAUGGUCUCAGAAUUAUAAAUGGAUUCCAUAUUGAUGGAUAUAGUCAAUUAAGUACCAAUUUUAUGGUUUUAAUUAAAUAUUCGUAGACUUUUUCCUUUGGUGAGAUUAUUGAUUUAUAAAGUUUUUCUUCAGUUUCGUGUUUAUACUUCGUAUGGUAAAAAUUGUUUUUGUUUCAAGUUCACAUAUUCACGUUAAUAUUUUGAUUUCGUCUACCUUGUUUUCAAAUAUUCUCUUUUCUAAUAAAGACACCUUUUGUUUAAUUUAUUUUGCUUCUAUCCAAACAUUGUAUUUACUCUUCAAUAUGUCAAAUACAUCAUGGUCAGCCCCUCCCAUAAUAAAUUUCAGUAUUAUUAUAUCCUUAAUAGAAGUAACAUGAAAUUUGUUCUAAGCAGACCAUUCUCCUAACUUACAAAUCAUAUUUUUCCAAAUGUAAAAUAAUCAUUCUGUACGAAUGCAUAAUGGUUUUAUUUCUUUUGUGAUUGUAAGGGGCCCUUUUUGCAGGCUCCAUGUACAAAGGCUGCAUUGUGCAAUGUAAAAUUAUGUCGUAGAUAUAUUGAAUGAAACGUUGAAUGAAUGAAAAAAAAAAUAAAGAAAGUUUGUUAUUUCAUUAUUUAUAUUAUAUAAAAUAGGACGUCUAGAGAUUUCCAAAAAAAAAAAAUGAAAAUCUAUCGUACCUUUUAUUCGAUUAUACUCUGCAUAUCGUUUGUAAUUGUUCAAACAUUUUCAACCAUCUAGUCACAAUAAAAAUAUCCAUAUCAAAA
Messenger RNA from Diorhabda carinulata, 9496 nucleotides. It is a transcript of the gene Ptx1, whose product is annotated as pituitary homeobox homolog Ptx1. Gene Ontology annotation, biological process: anatomical structure morphogenesis; regulation of transcription by RNA polymerase II. NCBI's taxonomy places the organism in Eukaryota, Metazoa, Arthropoda, Insecta, Coleoptera, Chrysomelidae. Gene Ontology annotation, cellular component: nucleus. The coding region runs from base 395 to 1621 and encodes 408 amino acids. Gene Ontology annotation, molecular function: DNA-binding transcription factor activity, RNA polymerase II-specific; RNA polymerase II cis-regulatory region sequence-specific DNA binding. The transcript has 5 exons. The record is from RefSeq and is a predicted model, not a curated record.